GCGGCACUGAAUUCCAAAGUCAAGAUGCGCUUGGAGUUGUUGGUUGUGUUAUUGGUGGGUCUGGCUGCACUUUCGCCGUCAUGUUCUACAUGCUGUAAUACUGAACCACCCAACUGCAACACCGAACCACCCAACUGCAACACCGAACCACCCAACUGCAAUACCGAACCACCCAACUGCAAUACCGAACCCACAUGCGACACCGAACCACCCACAUGCGACACCGAACCACCCACAUGCGACACCGAACCACCGAAAAGCGACACCGAACCACCCAAAGGCGACACCGAGCCACCCAAAGGCGAUACCAAGCCACCCUGUGAAGAGCAUACUCCUAAAUCGCAUUGUACGAAACGCAUCAAGCGACGGCGCACAAAAAGAACCAAGCGUCGUCGAUCGAAAUCCAGCAAAAAGAUAGUACAUCAUCAUCACCGUCCGGGAACGAAACCAGAAUCGGGAUGUGGCUGUGGACCGAAGAAUGAGUCGGGAGGUGGAGGAAGCGGGUGUAUUUUGAAGGACCUGCUAACACCGAAGUGCCCCAAUUCCGAACCGAAGCCUCAAGCCCCGUGCAAGCCUGUACCCAAGUGUAAGCCCGAACCGAAACCAAAAGCCACACCGAAAACUCCGUGCGAUACACACAAGAAGAACAAGAACCCCAACAAGAAACCACGGAAGACCCAGCCACAAAAAGGUGGUUGCUAAGCAGCAAACUAGUUCCAAAUAUCGUUGAAUAUGAAUAAAAUCGUUACCUUUUUUUUUUUGAAUAUUA
This is a messenger RNA of Drosophila sechellia, 769 nucleotides long. RefSeq names its product Salivary gland secretion 4 (gene Sgs4). Lineage: Eukaryota; Metazoa; Arthropoda; Insecta; Diptera; Drosophilidae. The transcript has a single exon. The record is from RefSeq and is a predicted model, not a curated record. Bases 25 to 702 code for a protein of 225 amino acids.